Messenger RNA from Penicillium expansum, 1665 nucleotides. Its product is annotated as cytochrome P450. NCBI's taxonomy places the organism in Eukaryota, Fungi, Ascomycota, Eurotiomycetes, Eurotiales, Aspergillaceae. Gene Ontology annotation, molecular function: iron ion binding; oxidoreductase activity, acting on paired donors, with incorporation or reduction of molecular oxygen; heme binding. The record is from RefSeq and is a predicted model, not a curated record. The transcript has 2 exons. Bases 1 to 1665 code for a protein of 554 amino acids.
AUGAGCACCAUGUUCUACUUAAUCGGAGAUGACAUAUCUACAGCGCAGUCUGUGACUCUCGAUUCUAAAUGGAAGAUCGAAGACGUUAAGCGCGCGGUGGGAGCUGUUUUUAAUGUCGCCGCACCACUUGGGUUGACUUUUCACCACGGAGAAAACGAACAAGAACUCUCCUUGGCAGAGGAAAUACUUAGCGCAGUCUCAUCACACACUACACCGAUCGGCCUCCGUGUCGAUGGACAGGCAGUCCAAAGCCCCCAAGGUCCCGAGGGUCUUCCACUUGUGGGUAGCUUCUAUGAGAUCUUCCCUGAUCAUCUGGGCAACCACUACCGACUCUUCCGCAAAUACGGCCAUGUUAUCAAAACUACUAAUAUGGGCAAGACAACAUACCUGACCGAUAGCCCUGAAUUGGCAGCCGUUGCCCUGGCUGAAUCUGUCUACAUGACCAGAAAGAUCAACGAGAACCACCCUCUCUGGGGUGUCAAGGACAACACAGCAAUCUUCAUCGGAGAUACCGAGACUGAGAACUGGCGGUUGGCUCACAAGUUCUUGCCACCAGCGAUGGGUCCGAAGGCAGUGCGCCACUAUACACCAUUGAUGCAGGAGUGUGUGCGCCAGUCAUUCGCAGUAUUUGAUGAGCUCGAUUCUUGCGGCAAGUCUUGGAACGCCUACCAGUACAUGGUGAAGCUUGCAUCGCAAACCAUUGGAAAAUUCUCUUUGGGCACCGACUUUGAACACUUCACUGAUGUUGACGCCCCAUUGCAUCCGAUCGUCACCAACAUCACCAGUCUGCUGUCUCUCAAUAAGAAAAUCACCUCCCGAGGUGAAUGGUACCGACACCUUCCCUUUGGCGAUCCCGCGCGUCUCAGGGUUGUCCAACGCACAAUCUACACCCUCCUCCAGGCGAAGAUCGACCUAGUCAAGGGCUCUGGAAUUGAUGGUAUGCCCAUGAACCAAGCCGCAGUCGAAGCCUCUUGCGUAGUCAACUACCUCCUCAACACCGUCGACGAAACCGGCCAAAAGUUUCCCGAAGGCCUGAUCGUUGCAAAUAUGCUCAUUGUCACCGGCGCCGGUUUCACAACCACCUCAGCCCUGAUGUCAUGGCUCCUUUACUGCCUCGUUACCUACGAAGGCGCCCAAGACCGUCUCUAUGAGGAACUGUGUGAGCGUGGUGUCGCCAACACUGAAAAGCCCAUCGACUGGACACCCGAGUUUGCCCAUAGCCUGAGCUUCCUUGACUGUUUCAUCAAGGAGACUAAACGCCUGCACAACGCCUCUUUUCAGCCCGGCCGUACGACAAAAACCGAGGUCGUGCUGCCCGGUGGAUACCGCCUGCCUCCUGACAGUGUUAUCGUUCCCAACCUGUACAGUAUCCACACCAACCCAGAAGUCUGGCGCGAUCCCUUCCGGUUCGAUCCUGAUUACUGGACCGGUGAGGAGACUAAGAACAAGCAUCGUUGCGCUUAUAUUCCUUUCGCUACCGGUCCCCGUGGCUGCAUUGGAUUCAACUUUGCGCUGCUUGAGGUUAAGAUCUUGUUGUCGGAGCUUGUCUCGCGCUAUGAGUUUACCCGUGAGGGUCUUGAGGCUAUCGAGUAUGAUCCUGAGUUCCAGUUGAUUCGGCCGUUGAACUUCUACGUUCGCGCUAAGAAGAGACCUGCCGCUGCUUAA